UCGUUGCGUGAACGAAGAAUCUUCUAUAUUGUACUCUCUUUGACUGAUUCACUCUUGAAUUGUCGAUAUUAUAUUGGACUGAAUUCAACUCCACAAAUUUGAAUAAGCCGCUAUGUUUAUUACAGUCAAGUUUGGAGCAGAUUGUGAAGAAGCCUUGUUCAAUGCUAACUGUCAAAUUAUUCAUCUUCUUGAAGACAUCAAAAGAAGAUGCAGAUGCACACAGGAAGAUCUAGUUGAUUUGUCUGAUAUUCAUGGUUCUGUGAGGUGCUUGAUUGACAACCAGAAGUCAAACGCCAGUGACUUCCUCAAGGAGAGAGAAACAUUCAUACUCGUCAAAGUGGAAAAAUUAGAAGGGAACGACCGACCAACAUACACACCUUUACUUAAGGAUAAGGACUACAUAACCGGCGACUUUCUGGAAAGUCUGUCAAGAAUUCCGAGCCUUGGCAGUUUAGAGCUCAAUGGACGUCAAUCAAAGCAUGGCAGACAAGGUAGCAAGAAUAAAAUGUCCAGACCUCUACUUACAGUAAAUACAUCAGGCAGUGUAUCAUCGGGUGGUUUGAAAAACCCUACCACGAAACAGAGAAGAGCUAGUCAUGCUAAAAGAUGAUGAUGAUGAUGAUGAUGAUGAUGAUGACAAUGUAACAAGAAUAAAAUGUCCAGGCCCCUACUGACGAUACACACAUCAGGCAGUGUAUCAUCGGGUGGCAUGAAAAACCCUACCACCAAUCAGAGAAGAGCUAGUUAUGCUAAAAGAUGAUGAGGAUGAGGAUGAUGACGAUGAUGAUGAUGACGAUGAUGAUGUAACAAGAAUGAAAUGUCCAGGCCCCUACUGACGAUACAUACAUCAGGCAGUGUAUCAUCGGGUGGUAUGAAAAACCCUACCACCAAUCAGAGAAGAGCUAGUCAUGCUAAAAGAUGAUGAGGAUGAUGAUGAUGACGAUGAUGAUGUAACAAGAAUGAAAUGUCCAGGCCCCUACUGACGAUACACACAUCAGACAGUGUAUCAUCGGGUGGUAUGAAAAACCCUACCACCAAUCAGAGAAGAGCUAGUCAUGCUAAAAGAUGACGAGGACGAGGACGAGGACGAGGACGAGGUCUAUUUGAGUUGAAUUCGGUAAAUUUCUAACGCUAUACCGAAAUGCUACCCUUUAUAUUUGGGGUGUACAGGGCAAAUACUAUGAUCAAACAGUAUGGGAGGGGCUAUUGUUAUCUCUUUCCCACUUUCCCUUCCACACAAUCAUUAUACUAAGGGACCGUUCAUUAUGUAUCGGGGGGAGUGGGUGGGAUAUGGUAAGAAAAUAGCAGACAAAUAUUUUGUUUUUGCCAGCCUCCAUUAGUUUACCCAAUUUGUUUUGGACCCUCUGUUUAUGUCCAACAUUUCGAAUGGCUCUCCUAUAAAAAACUCUUCAAUGAAUUCAAAUGGGAUCCCAUUUUCACAGGGUCACUAAAAUUUCAAGGCCACUCAUUUGCUCACCCUCCCCCUCCCCCCUUCGUUAAAUAACGAAUAAAUAAUAAACGAAGAUCAAGAA
Molecule: messenger RNA, 1532 nt
Organism: Actinia tenebrosa (Australian red waratah sea anemone)
Lineage: Eukaryota; Metazoa; Cnidaria; Anthozoa; Actiniaria; Actiniidae
Source: RefSeq, a predicted model, not a curated record